Aspergillus pseudoviridinutans is the source of this 903-nucleotide messenger RNA. Its product is annotated as extracellular proline-rich protein. The record is from RefSeq and is a predicted model, not a curated record. The transcript is spliced from 2 exons. Lineage: Eukaryota; Fungi; Ascomycota; Eurotiomycetes; Eurotiales; Aspergillaceae. Bases 1 to 903 code for a protein of 300 amino acids.
AUGCACUCCUUGCUAUUUGUCUCUGCCCUCGCAGGCUCUACGCUUGCCUUUUCUGGCCACCACAGCUUCACCAACUCGACUAUCUCUCACCACUCAUCCACUUCUACUCUGCUUCCUACAGGCGGAGGAGGUGGUAAGCCUACUCAUCCUGGUGGCACUGGCACUGGUACUGGCACUGGCACUGGCACUGGCACUGGCACUGGCACUGGCACUGGCACUGGCACUGGCACUGGCACUGGCACUGGCACUGGCACUGGCANACUGGCACUGGCACUGGCACUGGCACUGGCACUGGCACUGGCACUGGCACUGGCACUGGCACUGGCACUGGCACUGGCACUGGCACUGGCAAUCCUCCACCUACACGGCACCACCUACUACAGCACCUGGUUGACGACCUCUACCUAUGAGACAACCACCUGCUACACCACUCAGCUCCCCACAGCGAUCCCACCGCCUCCCCAGACCACAACCGUCAGUCUACCCGGUCCAGGAAACGUCUGCCCCCCUCCAUCCACGGUCACCGUAACCGUCACUGUAGGAGGCGGCAGCGGCAGCGGCAGCAAUCCCCCAACGCACACGCAGGCACCAGCACCCGGUGGAGGCAGCGGAAGCGGAAGUGGUACUGGUCCCGGACACUGCAAGCACUGCGAGACCAUCACCUACACCAACACAUACGGAUACACGACCACUAUCGUGAUUCCCCCGAUCUCGGAGCCCACGAGCACUGAGACUGCGCACCCCACGGAAACGGGAACGACUACCAAGCCUACUCCCCCUGUUGGCACCGGUACUGCGCCCAGUCACAGUCACACUCGGCGACCACCGACUGGCACCGGGGGCGAGCAGGCUCCUACUGAGACGAAGACGUGGCACUUUGAGAGGAGGAUGGUGAGGGUAUAA